This is a messenger RNA of Notothenia coriiceps (black rockcod), 996 nucleotides long. RefSeq names its product microtubule-associated protein, RP/EB family, member 1b (gene mapre1b). NCBI's taxonomy places the organism in Eukaryota, Metazoa, Chordata, Actinopteri, Perciformes, Nototheniidae. The record is from RefSeq and is a predicted model, not a curated record. Gene Ontology annotation, molecular function: microtubule binding. The transcript has 6 exons. The coding region runs from base 196 to 981 and encodes 261 amino acids.
ACGUCAUCAGAUCGCUUCUUCCGCUGCCGGGUAGAGUGAACGUGAGGAGCUGCCUGAGAAGAGAAGCAGAAGUGCCUAAAAACGUCGCAACAAUUGCAGAUACAUCUUUUUAGGACACCGAGUGACAGCCAAGAAAAAUACUAACACCACUGUGUCCAAGAUCUGUUAAAGCCAAUCCACUAAAGGUGACCGACAAUGGCUGUGAACGUGCACUCCACCUCAGUGACCAGUGAAAACUUAAGUCGUCAUGACAUGUUGAUCUGGAUCAAUGACUCUCUACAGAUGACCCUCACCAAGAUAGAAAUGUUGUGUACAGGUGCUGCCUACUGCCAGUUCAUGGACAUGCUGUUUCCCAACUCUGUGCCUCUGAAGAAAGUAAAAUUUGCUGCCAAGCUGGAGCACGAAUACAUUCAUAACUUCAAGCUUCUGCAAGUUUCCUUCAAAAAGAUGGGAGUCGACAAAAUCAUUCCUGUAGACAAACUGGUGAAGGGCAAGUUCCAGGACAACUUUGAGUUUGUCCAGUGGUUUAAGAAGUUCUUCGAUGCCAACUACAACGGGACGGAGUACGACCCCGUGGAGGCGAGGCAGGGUCAGGACACCAUGCCCAUUCCCAACCCCUCCAUGUCGGCUCUCUCCAAACCCCCUAAAAAGGCCAUCAGUCAAACUCCUCAGAGGCCACCCGUUGCAAAGGUAGCACCCAAGUUGUCUAACGUCAGCGCGAGGAAGACGGUUCUUGGUGGAGGGGAUGAGGAGAGGGCGGAGCUCAUGAAUGAGGUUGAGCUCCUGAAAUCUACCAUUCAGGACAUGGAGAAGGAGAGAGACUUUUAUUUUGGAAAGCUGCGGAACAUUGAGCUGAUUUGCCAGGAGAAGGAUGGAGAGGGCGACCCCACAAUGCAGAGGAUCAUCGACAUCCUCUACGCCACAGACGUGAGUUCAUCUGCUGUUCUUCAUAACGUUCACAGGGUUCCCGCUGGGUCUUAAAAAGCCUCACAUUUG